Molecule: messenger RNA, 4239 nt
Organism: Bubalus bubalis (water buffalo)
Lineage: Eukaryota; Metazoa; Chordata; Mammalia; Artiodactyla; Bovidae
Gene: NKAPL
Product: NFKB activating protein like
Exons: 2
Coding region: 108-1310 (400 amino acids)
Biological process (GO): regulation of gene expression
Cellular component (GO): nucleus
Molecular function (GO): chromatin binding
Source: RefSeq, a predicted model, not a curated record
CCGGAAGCGGAAGUCGUGCGCUGGACCGUUGCUAGUGCGCCUGCGUGGGCGAGAAUUGCGGGCCAGUCAGGAACUCUGUUGUAGCCGCCAGUGUGAAAGACCGGCCCAUGGCGCCAGUGUUCCAGUCCAGCUACCCAGAGGACACCCCGGGCGCUGGGAGACAGCGACGCAGCUCGUCCGAGAGCCCGCCAUCCGCACAGGCCAGACACUCCCCUUGGGUCAGCCGUACUCACUCCCGCGACCGCGAAGGCCUCAGGCCUUCGUGGAGUAGUCGGUCGGGUGUUGGAGCCUCUUACCCCUUUAACCGCCCUGGGUCUCGAGAGCGGCCACCCGGGCUCCGCAACUACGGCUUCUCAUCCUCUAAUUUCUCCAGUGGAGGGUACCGUUACCAUCAACACCACUAUGUGGGCGACAGGCAGUGGGCGGAGGACUGUGAGAAAGAGAAGGAGGAGAGCUAUCGCCAGAGGCGGCUGAAAGAGAGAGAAAGGAUUGGGGAGUUGGGAGCUCCUGAAGUAUGGGGGCUGUCUCCAAAGUUUCCUGAGCCAGAUUCUGAUGAACACACCCCGGUUGAGGAUGAAGAGGUAAAGACCAAGAAGAGCAGCAGUUCAGAUUCCAGCUUCGAAGAAAAAAGGAAAAAGGCCGGUCGUUCAAAAAAUAAAAAGAAAAGAAAGAAAAAGUCCAAAAGAAAACAUAGGACAUAUUCUGAUAAUAGUGACAGUGAUUCGGACUCCGACACUAAUUCCAGCUCUGAUGAUAAAAGGAGAGCAAAAAAAGUCAAGAAGAAAAAGAAACGCAGAGCUAAAAAGCCCAAGAAAAAGAAGACUAAGAAGACUAAAAAAGAAUCCAGUGACUCAAGCUAUAAGGAUUCAGAAGGGGAGUUGCCAGAAGACGUCUGGAUUGAGCAGUCAAAGAUUGCAGAUAACAUGGAUCUAAUAGGUCCAGAGGCACCUAUUACACACACCUCUCAAGAUGAGAAACCUUUGAACUAUGGCCAUGCUCUGCUUCCAGGUGAAGGUGCAGCUAUGGCUGAGUAUGUAAAAGCCGGAAAGCGUAUCCCACGAAGAGGUGAAAUUGGGUUGACAAGUGAAGAGAUUGCUUCUUUUGAAUGCUCAGGUUAUGUUAUGAGUGGUAGCAGACAUCGCAGAAUGGAGGCUGUGCGCCUGCGUAAAGAGAAUCAGAUCUAUAGUGCUGAUGAGAAGAGAGCCCUUGCAUCGUUUAACCAAGAAGAGAGACGGAAGAGAGAGAAUAAGAUUCUAGCUAGUUUCCGAGAGAUGGUGUACCGAAAAACAAAAGGGAAAGAUGAUAAAUAAGGACUUUUGUUCCAUAGCAGGACUUUCAACGAUUUUAUAUGACCAAAAUUAAAAGGCUUUAUGGUGCUACUGUACCAACUGGCUUCAUUUCCUCAUGGAGACAUUCAUUUACCCAGGGAAAACCAGGAGAACACCACGAAGAACAAAGGAUUCAAUUGAGUGUAUACUUCUGGUUUGCAUUUAACAGAGUUAAAAGUUAGUUUUAUUGGUUCAUUUUCCUCUUUUAGCUUGUUUCCCUUAAAUAAUAGGCUGCCAAAGCUCCUGAGUUUGGUUAUGUAUUUCCUGGUCCACUUAUGAAAAGAGAAGGAAAAUUUUUGUCUUGGCAUUCCAAAUAAGACUACUGAGACUCAGCCUAAUUAGACUAGCUUAGGUCACAUGCCCCGCCGCCGCCACCCCCCCCCCACCCCACCCCCCGCUUCCGGAUAUAUCAUUGCCCCGGAAAUAGAAUGACUUACUCCUGAUCUGCCGAGUUGCUCACUUUAUGGACUAUGUGGGUAAGGAAUGGAUACCUGAGUAUCCAUAUUAGAGUAAUGUUAGGAAGGCAGGGGUAGGCAACCAACAGGUGCCCACUACAGUUCUGAAUGACUUUUAAAAAUAUAUAUAGUACUUGUGCUGAAAGCCAACAUUUUUUUUUUGAAAAACUUGGCUUUGACUAUCAGAAGCCAAGGACCUGAUUGAAAGAGUCCUGGGGUUUACCCAUAAAAAUAGACAUUAAAAAGAUAACAAUCCAGAGUGCUUGGGUAUUCCAACGAGUAGAUUAGGUGCCAGCUAGACGAGGAAGAGAAAGAGCAAAAGGAGGAGGUAUAAAGAGAUGGUUGGUAGAGCUCAUGAAAAGAUCAGAUCAGGAAGGACCACGUAGACAAGAGAGUUAACCUUGAGACACUGGUUAGCACCAGUGCUGGAAAGACAUUUAGAGCAAGCUCCACUUGUGGUCUAUGAUAAGACCUUUAUUGUCAUCUAGUGAUAUCUGACCAAACUUAGACUUUCAGUACAAAUGAAAACUAUAUAAUUUGGAUAAGCCCCUUUUCAAGCCACAAGACCCUGGAAAGCCCACAGAGCUGAAAGUGAAAGGAUGUGGCUCUAGAAUCUGGCAGGGCAGAGUUGAUGUAGAGGAACUUUUACCCUGGAUCACACUAGCUUGACACUGGAUCACACUAGCUUGAGAUUUUCCCAAAGAGAGUAUGGUUGAGUAUGUAUAAUAAUCGUAAUUCUUUUGUGUGUGAAUUAUCCACAUUAUAUAUUUGUCUAUUUUCCUAUUGAGUUUCUGAUAUUUUUCUUAUUGAUCAUAAGAACUCUUCAAAUAAUAAAUAAAUCAGUUCUUUAUUACAGAACUUGAAGAUACUUUCCCCUUAUUUGACUUUUGAAUUGCUUUUUUGGGAGACACUUGAUCAUGUUGCCCUUUAAGCCCUAAAGACUCUAGUAGCCAUUCAGUGAAUUGUCUUUCUCAUGUGAGGAAAAGAUGUAGCUCAGAAACUGUGGCUCCUAAGUAAACCAAGGUAAGACUGGUGGACUUCUGUCCCUCUCUCUUUUGGCUGCACCAAGCUGCAUACAGGAUCUUAUUUCCCUCUGCACUGGAAGCCUGGUGUCCUGACCCAUGGAUCCCUUGGGAAUUCCUCAUCUCUUUGCUCUUAACCUAAUAAAUUCAGCUGCAUUUUUAUGAAGAUACUUAUGAAGUUUUACUAUCAAGCAUGAGGGAGGUUUUUUGGUUUGAGAUAUGUGUAUGUGUGUGUUUUUCCAUAUAAAGGAAGUAUCCAUCUAUUCCUAUUUUAUUAGGAGUUUCCCCAUUUAUUCAGAAAUGUUUGUUGAAUUUUAUUAAAUGACGUUUUAGCAUUUGUAGUUAUUAGUCUAUUAAUAUGCUGGUUUUAAAGUUAUGGAUUUCCUAGAAUUAAACUAUGUGUUAAGUUUAUUAGAUUCAUUUGGAAGUUUUUGAUUAUUUAAAACAAUGAUUGACUACAAAUUUUUCUAUGCCAUAAUUCACAGUAAUGAAUGAGUAUGGGUGGAAGCAGAGAGAAUAGUGGAAAGAAUCAUUACAAAAAGAUACUUGUAUCUCAUGGCUAUAAUGCAGUAGUGCCUCUACUUAUCAUACAGAAAAGGAAGCUUUUAUUUUAAACAUCAUGGACCUGGACCUGAUGGAAACAUAUAAAUGACCAUUUUGUUUACAGAAAUGAGGAUAAUCUUAGAAAAUGGAAAUCUCAAGUUCAAAAAUUGAUUUGUAUUAUUAGUGAAAUGUAGCUCUGUCUUGGUAAAAAUGGUAUUUUGAUUUAUUCUCACUUUAUCUACCUGUACCGCUUCCAAAAAAUUCAGCCUACUUAAAAAUGCACACCUUAAAUUCUUUUAAAAAAGCUCUCCUUUGUCUAGCUUCAUUGUGUUUUUAUUUUCAUGAUAUCCAAUGCAAUGACAAUAAUCUCAGCCUUGAUAAUAUGAGUGACAUUUAAGCCAACCAUGGUAGGGAGUUUGGAAGUGGGAAUAAAUGAAUUAGGAUAUAUUUGCUUCCUUUUAAAAUUGAAAUUUAUAUUUACCUCUUGUAUAAUUUUUUUGAGGGAAAGCUCUUGAAAAAAAUGAGAUACGUAUUUCCCCCUCAGGACAGAAUUAUUAACUUUUAAUUAGUAAAAUAUUCGCAUUGAUUGGAUUUGUUAGCCUAAGGAAAAGUUUUUAAGUAUAUACAUUGUACUUUAACUUUUUUUUAAGUUAAACUUUUAAAAGAUAUUUUUAGGUUUUUGAGACACAAGGGGAAAAAGAACUCUCUUGGUAAUGGAGUUUUUUUUUUUCUGUUAUGAUAAUUUCAGGCUUGAAACAAUAUGAAUUGUGUGAUAAAACAAUGGUUAGUAAGAUAUUUGUUUCAAAAUUAACCAACUGAUUAAACCAGUUUGUUCAGAUUUUUUAAAGGGUUUAUUUUGUUCACAGAUAAUAAAAAUACAGUUUAUGAUGA